Orcinus orca (killer whale) is the source of this 645-nucleotide messenger RNA. RefSeq names its product protein preY, mitochondrial-like. Bases 1 to 345 code for a protein of 114 amino acids. The transcript has a single exon. NCBI's taxonomy places the organism in Eukaryota, Metazoa, Chordata, Mammalia, Artiodactyla, Delphinidae. The record is from RefSeq and is a predicted model, not a curated record.
AUGCCGAGUGGAGUGUGCAGCCGGCUCUCCUCAGCGCUGCGGCGGACAUGCGCACAGCCGCCCGCGGUCUCCCAGAGGUGUGUGCACGCGUCGGUGUCGCGGCCGUCCUCAGACCAGAGCGAGAGGACAAGGGAACCGCCCCGCGCCUUCGACCCAGCACUGCUGGAGUUCCUGGUGUGCCCAUUCUCCAAGAAGCCGCUCCGAUAUGAAGCAUCGCCAAAUGAGUUAAUUAACGAAGAGUUAGAAAUAGCCUAUCCAAUUAUCGAUGGGAUUCCUAAUAUGAUACCACAGGCAGCUAGGAUGACACAUCAAAAUAAGAAGCAAGAAGAAAUGGAGCAGCAGUAGCUCAUACUUGAAAACGACAACACACACAACUAAAUUUUCUAAAUACCACCCACCUUUUAAAAAGUCAGAGUGGGGCUUCCCUGGUGGUGCAGUGGUUGAGAGUCCGCCUGUCGAUGCAGGGCACACGGGUUCGUGCCCCGGUCCGGGAAGAUCCCACAUGCCGCGGAGCGGCUGGGCCCGUGAGCCAUGGCCGCUGAGCCUGCGCGUCCGGAGCCUGUGCUCCGCAACGGGAGAGGCCACAACAGUGAGAGGCCCGCGUACCGCAAAAAAAAAAAAAAAAAAAAAAAAAAAAAAAAGCAA